AUGACCGCGAUCACUGCCAUAACCAGCCAUAUGUCGCCCAUCGAGGAACCAAGCACCGAUGCUUUGGAUGCGGUGGACUACGAUCCAAUCGAGCAUUUGAAUUCCGUCUUCUCUCAUCCGUCCACCCUUUCCUCCGUUUCCCAGGUCUCCAACGCCCUACACGAAUGCGAAGAUGAGCUCGAUGAUGACAUCGGCUUGUUGGUGGAGGAGCAGGUGACCUCCAACGCCGACAGUGUUGAAAGAAUCCAAGCAGCCAAGGCGGACUUGUCGGAGCUGUUCAAAAAGAUCGAUGAUGUGCGCGAGCGCGCGUUGAAGACGGAACAAGCGAUCACCGACAUGACCGCCGACAUCAAGCAAUUGGACAAUGCGAAGAAGAACCUCACGCUGUCUAUGACAGCACUGAAGCGUCUGCAGAUGCUGACGACGGCAUACGAUCAAUUACAAGCUUUGAGCCGAACGCGGCAAUAUGGGGACUGUGCACAGCUGCUCCAGGCUGUCAUUCAGCUCAUGGCCCAUUUCAAGUCGUACCGAUCGAUUGACCAGAUUGCGAUACUCAGCCGGAACGUUGCGGACAUACAGCGAGAUCUUCAGGAACAAGUCUGCGAGGACUUCGAGAUUGCAUUCGCCAAGGGCGAAGUGGGCUCGAAGCGCACAAUGCUUGCGGAAGCAUGUCUAGUUGCUGAUGCUCUGGGUGAACAUGCCAGGUCUCGACUGGUGACAUGGUACUGCAAUACACAACUCCGAGAAUAUAGGCAGGUCUUCCGAAACAAUGAGGAAGCUGGUUCCUUGGACAACAUAUCCCGCCGGUACUCCUGGUUCCGGCGCAUAUUGAAAAUCUACGACGAGGAGAAUGCAGCCAUCUUCCCGGCUUCAUGGAAGGUGAAUGAGAUCUUGGCCAACGUCUUCUGUGAGGGCACGCGUGAUGACUUCAAGGGUAUAUUGUCUCGGUCUGUCCGCAGUGGACAUACAAUCGAUGUCAACCUUCUGCUUUCCUGUCUGCAAGAGACACUGGAAUUCGAACAUUCCCUCGAUCGCCGCUUUUCUCCUGCUUCGCGUGCAUCUACCGAUACAUUUGCCUCGGCCGAGCCGCCAGUGUUCAAUCAGUCGAUUUCAGAAGCCUUUGAGCCGUAUCUCAGUGUUUGGGUUGAGGCUCAAGACAAACAGCUUGCGGCAUUACUCCCCAAAUACCGAAGUCAACCCCUCAAGGUUCCAGAUGAGGAGUUUAAUUCACACAUCGUCAUUUCAUCGUCCACCGAGCUCUUCACUUUCUACCGCCACUCUUUGCAACAAUGUGCUAAGCUUUCAACUGGUGUCAGCUUGGCAGAGCUGGCAAAGGUAUUUGCCAAAUAUCUGGACCAGUAUGCCCAGCAGAUUCUACUGAACUACAUCGGUGAGCGACCAAGCGGACAUACGCCGUCCAGAGUGCCCACGAUUGAAGAGUUGGUAAUUGUGCUGAACACCGCCGACUACUGCUACACGACCUGCAACCAAUUGGAAGAAAAGAUCAGGGGCAGACUAGAUGAGAAUUUGAAACAAUCUGUGGAUUUGCAAAGCCAAGCAGACUCUUUCAUGGGCAUUGCAUCUGCUGCUGUGCGCGGCCUUGUACGGAAAGUCGAGGUCGAUCUUGAGCCAUCAUGGCGCGAAAUGCGCAAUACACCGUGGGCCAAGAUUGAGGCGGUUAGUGAUCAGAGCUCAUAUGUGGGUGAAAUGCUUUCUCGGACAAAGGAGAAAUCAUCCGAAAUACUACAGCUCUUGCACAAGCAACAAUAUGCGCGUGCUUUCUCCGAUCAUCUAGUGGAGCUCAUUUCAAGUCAGUUCAUUGGCAAUGUGUUCCAAUGCAGGCCCGUUCCAGAGACAGGAGCUGAACAAAUGCUUCUGGACUCCUACACACUAAAAAGUGGUCUAUCGUCUCUUCUCCCUGCUCCAGCGCCCGCUGGCUUUGUCAAGCGUGUGAACAUUAGCUUCUCCAAGAUCGAGACACUCCUAAAAACCCUUCAAGUCCGACCAUCACCACCAGAAGCUCUUGUCCAGGCAUACCUCAUCCACAUCGCGGACAGCAAUAAUAACAACUUCCGUAAAAUCCUCGAUCUCAAAGGCAUCCGCAACCGCCAGGAACAGAAUCACCUCGUUGAACUCUUCCAGCUCCACCGUGCAUCAGACCGCUAUGCGUCCGGUCUCCAACAAAGCAACCCUAUCCUCGCUGCUCUCCAAGGCCCAGCAACCACUGCCGUUGGCACUGGCUCGGUAUCUCAGGGUCUAAGUCUCGGCGGUGCCGCGACAGCCAUGCCCUCCCGAUUUGAUGCCUCAAUGCUCGGUUCGGCCAUCAUGUCCGCAGCUAAGGAUGGAGUGGACCGCUUCGGAAAUCCGAGUCUCAGCAACUUGGGUUCGAGUGUAGCUGGGGCCACUGGAGUCACUUCGUCCGUGUCUGGCAUGACCAGCCCGUCUGGCGCCUCGUCCCCUGCUCCCAUGGGCUCCACUCUCCAACCUAAUCAUGCGCACACAUCGUCGGAGAGCACAACGGGAAAUCUCAAUGACAACCUGAGGAACAUUGGUAAAUUUUUCCGCCGCGACCUCGGUGGCUUUGGGGGCCGUUUUGGUCGGAGCACCGAGGAUGGAUCAUAA
This is a messenger RNA of Penicillium salamii, 2622 nucleotides long. NCBI's taxonomy places the organism in Eukaryota, Fungi, Ascomycota, Eurotiomycetes, Eurotiales, Aspergillaceae. The record is from the annotation of a GenBank genome assembly.